AUUCCCAGCUCCAUAUCACAAGGAUGUGGACGGUCCCUUCCUGUUUUAGUACCGAGAGAGCCACCGUAGCGGCUCACACCGGAGCUGGAAUACAGACGCUCACAGCGCGAUUAUGUGUGGAUUUCCUCCGUGUUCGUCCACGACACGGAGCUGCGUUUCCCCCCGCGGGCUGAACGGUGGGAAGUAUUAGCGGGGAAUGCGGUUCUCCGGGUCGCUGGUAUCAUAGCAGGCCUGUUUAUUGCGCCGCUUUCCCGUGUUGCUUUCCUGUCAAUGAUUGUCCUCUCCUCACUCUCAUGGCGGAGACUAAAAUAAUAUACCACAUAGACGAGGAGGAGACUCCCUAUCUGGUCAAACUGUCCGUGUCUCCGGAGAAAGUCACCUUAGCGGAUUUUAAAAAUGUCCUCAACAACAGACCGGUCAACAGCUACAAAUUCUUCUUCAAAUCGAUGGACCAGGAUUUUGGGGUUGUCAAAGAAGAGAUUUCUGAUGACAACGCCAAGCUGCCAUGCUUCAAUGGAAGAGUCGUGUCCUGGUUGGUCCUGGCAGAGAGCGCGCACUCCGACGGAGGAUCUCAGUGCACGGAGAGCCACCCGGAGCUGCCCCCUCCCCUCGAGAGGACGGGGGGCAUCGGAGACUCGCGCCCCCCCUCGUUUCAUGCCAACGCAGUGAGCAGCCGUGACGGCCUGGACACGGAGACGGGAACGGAGUCUCUGCUGAGCCAUCGCAGGGAGCGCGAGAGGGAGCGCGCUCGCAGGAGAGCGCGAGAAACCGAGCUCCCUCGUGUCAAUGGUCACUCUAAAUCGGAGCGCACGGCCAGGGACUCGGCCAUGGGUUACGACAGCGCCUCAGUCAUGAGCAGCGAGCUGGAGUCCAGCUCAUUUGUUGACAGUGAGGAGGAUGAGGAUGCCAGCAGGCUCAGUAGCUCCACAGAACAGAGCUCUUCGUCGCACCUCAUGCGCAGGCACAAGAGGCGCCGACGGAGGCACAAAGUGUCCAAGAUAGAUCGGUCCUCGUCCUUCAGUAGUAUAACAGACUCCACCAUGAGCCUCAACAUCAUCACCGUCACUCUCAACAUGGAGAAAUACAACUUCCUGGGUAUCAGUAUUGUGGGGCAGAGUAAUGACCGGGGGGACGGCGGCAUCUACAUCGGCUCCAUCAUGAAGGGAGGAGCCGUAGCGGCCGACGGCAGAAUAGAACCCGGAGACAUGCUGCUGCAGGUGAAUGAUGUGAACUUUGAGAACAUGAGCAACGACGACGCGGUGAGGAUCCUGAGGGAGAUUGUUUCCAAAACAGGUCCUAUUAGUCUAACUGUAGCCAAAUGCUGGGAUCCGUCUCCACGGAGCUACUUCACCAUCCCUCGCGCGGAGCCUGUUCGACCCAUCGACCCUGCUGCUUGGAUUUCCCACACUACUGCUCUAACAGGACCGUACCCCCACUACGAAUUUGAUGACUUGCCUCUAUCGGUAAGUAAAACAGACAUGGCAACCAUCGUUAAGGUGAUGCAACUGCCAGAUUCCGGUCUGGAGAUACGGGACAGGAUGUGGUUGAAAAUCACCAUCGCCAACGCAGUCAUCGGUGCGGAUGUGGUGGACUGGCUUUACUCCAGAGUAGAAGGCUUUAAAGAUCGGCGGGAUGCGCGGAAGUACGCCAGCAGUUUACUGAAACAUGGCUACCUGAGACACACGGUCAACAAAAUCACCUUCUCUGAACAGUGCUACUACACCUUCGGGGACCUCUGCCAAAACAUGGCAUCGCUCAAUUUAAACGAGGGAUCCAGUGGCGGAGGCUCUGAGCAGGACACUUUGGCACCGCUACCUCCCACCACCAACCCCUGGCCUCUGGGCGGGCAGCCAUUCCCCUACCCUCCUUUUCCCUCCGCACCUCCCAGCUUUCCACCAGGAUACUCGGAUACGUGCCACAGUUUCCACAGCGGGAGCGCGGGCAGCCAGCACAGCGAGGGAAGCCGAAGCAGUGGAUCCAACCCCAGUGCAGGCAAAGGACGACACUCCUCCACGCAGGAGAAGAGUCAAAGGACAGCAUGCAGCGAGUCAGAGCCGGGCGUCCGCGGCGGGAGGCGCAACGACAGAUCCGCCAGCCAAAUGAGCCAUCACAGCCACACGGUGUCCAGCCACAGUCACGCCCGAUCCAGCCUCAGCCAGAGCCAUUCGCACAGGAGCCAUACGCUGGCGCAUAGCAACCACCCCUCCUUCACCUUCAGCCACGCCCCCUUCACUCAGGUGGGGCCGGGCUCCUGCGCCCAAAGCGAGAGAAGCCACGCCUCCUCCUACGGACCCCCGGGGUUACCCCCUCCUUAUUGUUUGGCCCGUCUGGCCCCCAAGACCUCAGUCAGCAGUAGCACACCCCCUGGAGCCCCCCCUGGGAGAGAGUUAGCAGCCGUUCCCCCCGAGCUGACUGCCAGCCGGCAGUCGUUCCAGCACGCUAUGGGCAAUCCGUGUGAGUUCUUUGUGGACAUCAUGUGACUGGACAGUGCCUUCACACAGUGAGCACAAAAACGCUUCUCCCCCCAUCUUUUUGAAGUCCACACAAAGGAAUAAAGGCUGAAGGAGCACAAAGGAGGGGGUCCUCUUGUACACAAGCACACCUCCUCCUGUUUUGUAUUAUGUACAGUUUGUUAAACGUGAGUGGUAUUCCGUGUGGUGACGUCUUUUAAAGCUGACAGGCAGACGUUCUCAGGAGGGUGGAGCUGGGAGAUGUUCUGCUAUGUCAGACCUUUCUUCAGAGUGGAUCUGGAUCACCACGGCGGGAGCGUGGUGGCUCCAGACCCUCUGAUCCCAACAAGUGUCAUUGUGAAACUUACACCAAACAUCCGGCCUCUCCGGCUGGUUUCUGUUCUAAUUUGCCAACUAACACCAACAAAGCCCUGCUCGCGACGCGUGGAGUCCUCCGGGGAAGGGGGGGCCUUUCUACAGCUGAAGGCUGCAUAGUGCAUGACUGUCUCAACUGCUUUAAAUAGAUUUUAUGAAAUUCAUUUUUUUAAUGUAAUAACAUUAUUUGAGGAGGAACGUUACUUCUUGCCAAUGUUUUAAAGGAUGAAUCCGUACACUGGAUGAUUUUUGUGCUGUUAUUUAUGUGUUUUUGUUGCAUCGACGAUGUCAUACUUUGUCUUUUAUGGUUGACUGACAAUCAGGCUUUCACCCUUUAUAAGUCAGCGGCCGAUUUCCAUCGAGCGUUGAUAAAAAUGUUUCAUCAUUGGGCCAGUGGCUCAAAUGCUGACAUUCACAAAAGUAUGAUCUUAAAUCAAAAAGACCGCAGGCAGCAGACGAGCAUCACAUCUGUCAGAAAAACUCUAAAAGACAAGAUGAAGCAGAUUGCUGCGAGCACCAGACCUUUUUUUUGGAAAGCAAGUGUGAACUUAGAUAAAAGUCUGUGUGAUAAAAAGCAAACAUUGUAAUAUUUUAUCAUAACAUCAAUGCCGUCUGUGAUGCCCUUCGUCUUUGUGAUUAUCAUCAGGCACUUUUUUUUUUCUUUUUUCAAGUGACUUCAAGGAGAAUCCUUGCCCACAGGAUGAUGCUCUUCUUGCAAAACGAUGACAAACCCCUGUUGUAUCUACCUUAAAUUUAGUUACAGCACGGACUCACACUAGUUUUAUGAGCACUUUUCCAUUGUCUUUCCCUCCCUUUUAGUAUGAAACACUGUUUGCAAUCAAAGCUUUCUCUUUAACCUUGUUUCGUUACAAAAAGAUAAAUGAAUUGUACAUAAAAAUUUAUUAUAUAUAAAUAAAAAUCUAUAUGUUAAAAA
Molecule: messenger RNA, 3759 nt
Organism: Oryzias melastigma (Indian medaka)
Lineage: Eukaryota; Metazoa; Chordata; Actinopteri; Beloniformes; Adrianichthyidae
Product: segment polarity protein dishevelled homolog DVL-1
Exons: 15
Coding region: 294-2480 (728 amino acids)
Biological process (GO): intracellular signal transduction; canonical Wnt signaling pathway
Cellular component (GO): cytosol
Molecular function (GO): frizzled binding
Source: RefSeq, a predicted model, not a curated record